Messenger RNA from Microthlaspi erraticum, 1218 nucleotides. Lineage: Eukaryota; Viridiplantae; Streptophyta; Magnoliopsida; Brassicales; Brassicaceae. The record is from the annotation of a GenBank genome assembly.
AUGGAGAGCCCCAAAUCACCUCUUCAACCCCCAACCUAUGGAAACUUAGUCACAAUCCUCAGCAUCGAUGGUGGUGGCAUUAGAGGUUUAAUCCCUGCCGCUAUCCUUGCUUUCCUUGAAUCUGAACUUCAGAAAUUGGACGGAGAAGAAGCAAGGCUUGCAGACUACUUUGAUGUGGUGGCAGGAACAAGCACCGGUGGUCUAGUUACAGCCAUGCUCACAGCUCCUAACAAGGAAGGCCGACCCUUAUUUGCAGCCUCUGAGCUUAAAGAUUUCUAUCUUGAGCACUGUCCAAAAAUCUUUCCUCAAGAUCAUUUCCCAUUCUCGGCCGCCAAAAACUUGGUGAAGUCCUUGACUGGUCCUAAAUAUGACGGUGAAUACCUUCAUCAACUUAUCCAAGACAAGUUGGGUGAUAUAAGGUUGAAUCAAACACUUACCAAUGUUGUCAUCCCAACUUUCGAUAUCAAGCAUCUUCAACCUACUAUAUUCAGUAGCUACGAGGUAAAAAACAAUCCUCUCAAGAACGCAACCCUCGCUGACAUUGCCAUCUCAACUUCAGCAGCCCCUACAUACUUGCCUGCCCAUUUCUUCAAAACUGAAGAUUCAGCCGGAAAUGUCAAAGAGUACAAUCUUAUCGAUGGUGGAGUUGCAGCUAACAACCCGGCUUUGGUGGCCAUUGGAGAGGUGACAAACGAGAUAGUAAGAGGCAGCAGUGACUUUUUCCCGAUAAGACCAAAUGAUUACGGAAGGUUUCUUGUGCUUUCCCUUGGAACCGGAAACCAUAAAGCCGAAGAGAAAUUCAAUGCACAAGAAGUAGCUGGUUGGGGAAUGUUGAGUUGGUUAACACACGACAACUCUACACCUCUCAUUGAUGCUUUCAUGCAAGCUAGCUCCGAUAUGGUUGAUUUUCAUCUCUCUUCUGUUUUUCGAGCUCUUCAUUCUGAAGCCAACUAUAUCCGCAUCCAGGAUGACACAUUAAAUGGGGAUGCAGCUUCUGUUGAUAUCUCUACCCUUGAGAAUCUAGACGUUCUUGUAAAGACAGGAGAUGAGCUACUCAAGAAACCUGUUUCAAGAGUCAACCUUGAUUCGGGUUGCAACGAAAAUGCUUAUGAAGUGACCAAUGAGAAGGCUCUUAUCAAGUUAGCUGGAAUACUUUCGAAAGAAAAGAAGAUCAGAGACUUGCGAUCACCUCAUGGAAAAGCGCCAAAUAGGAAUUGA